AUUAUAGAACACGAUCAGCCAGCUCAACGUAUUACUGUCAGUCGAAUGGAUGGUAUCAAUGAGCUGCGGGGAGACAUCAUGGGGAUUUACAAGAAUCCCAAAACAAAGCUAAAUGUAAACCCAAGGGUGCGCUUUGAGGGUGAAGAUGGUGUGGGGUGUGGGCCAGUUCGAGAGUUUUUUGUGAAUGCAAUUAAGAUCAUAGAUGAAGGAAUCCAUUCUUCAUGCGGCAAGCCAGUUGUCUUCUUGGAAGGUGAGGCGGACCAUCGUCUUCCGAUUCAUGACCAAGCUCUUCGUCUUACGGGAGCAUUUAAGGCACUGGGGAAGAUGAUUGGCCAUUCCAUUUUGCAUGGUGGCCCAGGACUGCAUGGUCUAUCACCAGCAGCAAAACAUUACCUUUCAACAGGAAGAGGGGGGUUUGAUGAUCAACUGCCACCACCCAUUGAACUGGCAGAUAUUGCUGACAUAGAUUUGCGAAAUAUGAUAUCAGAGGUUAGU
Messenger RNA from Porites lobata, 495 nucleotides. The record is from the annotation of a GenBank genome assembly. Lineage: Eukaryota; Metazoa; Cnidaria; Anthozoa; Scleractinia; Poritidae.